Coregonus sp. 'balchen' is the source of this 16523-nucleotide messenger RNA. The record is from the annotation of a GenBank genome assembly. Lineage: Eukaryota; Metazoa; Chordata; Actinopteri; Salmoniformes; Salmonidae.
AGACACUGAUCUGAUGUGGGUUAGUUAUACAAAUCUUUGACCUAACGUAACCAAACACUGUCAACUUUCGUCAAGCUGGGCUUGUAUUGCACUGAAAUCGUCGACAACUGUAUGCUUAAUGUCUGUGACCGAGAUGGCAGUGGCUGUACAGACUUAUUGGAGAAAAUAGGUAUGGUUUUGAAAACGUUUUAUCCAACAAGAACAAGGCUAGUUAACAACUAACGUCAGCUAGCGAGCUAACGUUAUAGCUAGCUAGCUGCAGUGCAGUCUCUUGGACCAGAUUGCCCUAACGUUACCCCCUGCAUACUUUUUCAUUGAGAGAAAGGACUGCUGAGAUCAAAAGUAAGUUAAUAAAAUAUAUGUUUACUGAUUAAUCACAAUUUCUAAACUUGCUCACAUCCAUGUUCAUCUGAUCACAUCCAUGGUUAUCUGCAACGAACGUUAGGCUAACUUCAAAUGUAACGUUAGCUUAUGUUAUGCAAACAAGGUAAAGGUAAUUGCUGUGUCACGUCUGUAAUGUUAGCCAUGAGAAGGUAUUUCAACUAUCCACAUCACAUAUGCAAUGAACAGCAUGCAAUAGUCAGUUCAAGUGAAGCCCUGAUACAUUCGCUUGCUAGCUAAUAUUCAACAUUAAUUAAAAUUCAUGUAAUGAAAGGUCUGCUAAAUGACGAAAAUAUAAUGUAAAUGAAAGCAAAUAGUUCAUUUAAAGUGACAUUAGACCUAACCACAAUGAAUCUGUAACGUGAGGUGUAUUUAUUCCAGAAAGCAACUUCCUGUCUCAUGUGUUACCAGUAGGGGGCGUUUUGACCCCAGGAAGAGUCGCUGCUACUUUUGCAACAGCUACAGCAGCGUUUCCCAAACUUGGUCCUGGGGACCCCAAGGGGUGCACGUUUUGGUUGUUGGCCUAUCACUACACCGCUUAUUCAAAUAAUCAAAGCUGGAUGAUAAGUUGACUAUUUUAAUCAGCUGUGUAGUGCUAGGGCAAAAACCAAAACGUGCACCCCUUGGGGUCCCGAGGACCGAGUUUGGCAAAUGCUGAGCUACAGGCAGACCCGUCGCCAGACCUCAGUCUUAAGGGGGGCAUAUGGAAUUCAUGGGAGGGCAGGGCACAAUUAUUAUUAGCCUACAGUACAUAUAUUUAAUAAUAAAUUCCCUCAAGUGGGGGGGGGGGGGGGGCACAAGCAUUUUUGGGUGUGGGUGUGGCUACGGGUGUGGCUACAGGGUUGCCAUAAAGUAAUAAACCCCACCUAUUUCUACAAUUUAUCUUCUUAAAAUGUGAUUUCAAACCUAACCACACUGCUAAACUUAUGCCUAACCUUAAAUUAAUACCAAAAAGCAAUUUUGACUUUGUGGCUGUGGUAACUAGUGGAAAUCCAGCUACAAUGCCUUCAGAAAGUAUUCAUGCCCCUUGACUUAUUCCACAUUUUGUUGUGUUACAGCCUGAAUUCAAAAUUGAUUAAAAAAUACAUCUCACCCAUCCACACACACAAUACCCCAUAAUGACAAAGUGAAAACAUGUUUUUAGACAUUUUGACAAAUUUAUUGAAAAUGAAAUACAGAAAUUUAAUUUACAUUAAAUAGGCAAUACUUUGUAGAAGCACCUUUGGUGGCGAUUACAGCUUUGAGUCAUCUUGGGUAUGUUUGUAUCAGCUUUGCACAUCUGGAUUUGGAUAUUUUCUCCUAUUCUUCCCUGCAGAUCUUCUCAAGCUCUGUUAAGUUAGAUGGGGAGCGGCAGUGAACAGCAAUCUUCGUCUUUCCACAGAUUUUCAAUGGGAUUCAAGUCUGGGCUUUAGCUGGGCCACUGAAGGACUGUCACAUUCUUGUUCUGAAGCCAUUCCAGCAUUGCGUUGACUGCAUGCUUGGGGUCAUUUUCCUGUUGGAAUGUAUAUCUUCGCCCCAGUCUAAGGCGUUUGCCCUCUGAAGCAGGUUCUCAUCAAGGAUUUGCCUGUAUUUGGCUGCAUUCAUUGUUCCCUCUAUCCAGUUUCCUAGUCCCUGCCGCUGAAAAGCAUCCCCAUAGCAUGAUGCUGCCACCAUCAUUCUUCACGGUAGGGAUGGUGUUAGAUGGUUGAUGAGCUGUGCCUGGUUUUCUCCAGACAUUUCCUUUUAAUUUUUUUGUCUUAUCAGACCACAUAAUCUUUUGCCUUAUGCUCUCGUCGUGCUUUUUUCUCAGCAGUGGCUUCCGUCUGGCUACUAUUCCAUGAGGCCCAGAUUGGUGAAGUGCUGUAGAGACUGUUGUCCUUCUGGCAGGUUCUCCUAUCUCAGCCAAGGAACUCUGUAGUUCUGUCAGUGGUUCUUGGUCAACUCACUGAACGAGGUCCUUCUUGACCGGUUGCUCAGUUUGGUCGGUCGGACGGCAGGCUCUAGGCAGAGUCCCGAUGAUGGAGACCACUGUGCUGUUGUAAACUUUCAACACUCUAGAAAUUGUUUUGUGCCCUUCCCCAGAUAAAUGCCUCAUCACAGUUCUAUCUCAGCGAUCUAUGGAUAGUUCCUUGGACUUCAUGGUAUAGUUUCUUCUCUGACAUGCACUGUCAACUGUGGGAGCUUAUGUAGACAGGUGUUUCUUUCUAAAUCAUGUCCAAACAAUUGAAUUGGCCAUAGGUGGACUCCAAGUUGUAGUGACAUCUCAAGGAUGGUAAUUGGAUGCAUCUGAGCUCAAUUUGGAGUAACAUAGCAAAGGGGCUGUGAAUACUUAUGUAAAUUAGAUAUUUCUGUAUUUAAUUGUCAAAAAAUGUGCAAUUUUUUAAAAACAUUUUCACUUUGUCAUUAUGGGGUAUUGUGUGUAGAUGGGUGAGGAAAACAAAUCAAUGUAAUCCAUUUUGAAUUCAGGCUGUAACACAACAAAAUGUGGAAUAAGUCAAGGGGUAUGAAUACUUUCUGUAAUGGGGAUCCUAAUAAAAUAAAAAUGUUGACCCUUGUUUUGAUGCAGAUUAUGCACAUUAGCCUUCAUGUUGAUCAACUCAGUCUGACACAGGCCUGUCUGGGGUCUCCAACUCCAGUCCUGGACAGCUACUGGGUGUGCAGUUGCUCUCGACAACCAAACACAUUAACAAGGCAUUCUGCCUUAUCCCAAGGUUUCUCAGCUAUAAGCACAGUUUACCAGUGGGACCAUGUGAACUACAAUCCCAAUGCUCUGUUUUAACGUUUAGAAACGUCAAUAAUCAUCGCUUGCGAUACGGUUUUCGAAACAUGGAACUUAUCUUUCAUAUCAGCGAGAAAUAAUCGUUCAAAUAAAAAAUAUAUACUUAUUUACAUUUACAUUUUAGUCAUUUAGCAGACGCUCUUAACCAGAGAGACUUACAGUUAGUGAGUGCAUACAUGUUUUUAUUUUAUUUUAUUUUUUAUACUUGCCCCCCGUAGUAGGUUUGCACAUAUCCAUAUGGCUGUGUGCCUCCAGCCGACGAACUACACUUCCACUACACUUCCUCCCUAGUUACGCUUACACACAGGGUUUCGAGCAUGCUAGAUAGAUAAUUAGCACAGGUGGUCAAUUCUGUCUUCUGUCUGCCUUCCGUAAAAACAAGCGCUGUAACACGGAGAAAUGGCCGUGUGGGAACACUAACCCUAUAAAGGUGUGUAGUAAUUUGACCUUUUGUUUUUUGAACAUGAUUUCUCGCGGAUAUGAACGGUACGUUCCUUAUGUUUCCAAAACCAUACACAAGCGAUGCGCGUUAACGCUCAGAAUAAGCUUCGGGGCUCUUAACAAAACACCCCGGCCAAAAGAUACACUAUGUAUACAGAAGUAUGUGGUCACCCCUUCAAAUUAGUGGAUUCGGCUAUUUCAGCCACACCCGUUGCUGAUAGGUGUAUAAAAUUGAGCACACAGCCAUGCAAUCUCCAUAGACAAACAUUGGCAGUAGAAUGGCCUUACUGAGGAGUUCAGUGACUUUCAAUGUGGCACCGUCAUACAGUAGGAUGCCACCUUUCCAACAAGUCAGUUCGUCAAAUUUCUGCCCUGCUAAAGCUGCCCCGGUCAACUGUAAGUGCUGUUAUUGUGAAGUGGAAACAUCUGGGAGCAACAACAGCUCAGCCGCAAAGUGGUACUCCACACAAGCUCACAGAACAGGACCGCAGAGUGCUGAAGCGCGUAAAAAUCAUCUGUCCUCGGUUGCAACACUCACUACCGAGUUCCAAACUGCCUCUGGAAGCAACGUCAGCACAAGAACUGUUCGGGAACUUCAUGAAAUGGGUUUCCAUGGCCGAGCAGCCGCACACAAGCCUAAGAUCACCAUGCGCAAUGCCAAGCGUCGGCUGGAGUGGUGUAAAGCUCGCCGCAAUUGGACUCUGGAGCAGUGGAAACGCGUUCUCUGGAGUGAUGAAUCACGCUUCACCGUCUGGCAGGCUGAUGGACGAAUCUGGGUUUGGCGGAUGCCAGGAGAACACUACCUGCCCCAAUGCAUAGUGCCAACUGUGAAGUUUGGUGGAGGAGGAAUAAUGGUCUGGGGCUGUUUUUCAUGGUUCCGUCUAGGCCCCUUAGUUCCAGUCAAGGGAAAUCUUAACGCUACAGCAUACAAUGACAUUCUAGAUAAUUCUGUGCUUCCAACUUUGUUGCAACAGUUUGGGGAAGGCCCUUUCCUGUUUCAGCAUGACAGUGCCCCCGUGCACAAAGUGAGGUCCAUACAGAAAUGGUUUGUCGAGAUCGGUGUGGAAGAACUUGACUGGCCUGCACAGAGGCCUGACCUCAACCCCAUCGAAGCCGACUGCGAGCCAGACCUAAUCGCCCAACAUCAGUGCCCGACCUCACUAAUGCUCUUGUGGCUGAAUGGAAGCAAGUCCCUGCAGCAAUGUUCCAACGUCUAGUGGAAAGCCAUCCCAGAAGAGUGUAGGCUGUUAUAGCAGCAAAGGGGGGACCAACUCCAUAUUAAUCCUAACCUAAAGUGUCCGGUUUCACCAAAGAAACGUUUCCCAUCAACAAAAACAUAUCUAUAAUCUCUAGGAACACUACGUACCAGUCGUCAGGUUAAAUGUGUCCCUCGCUAUCAAAAACACGUUAAUUUUUUUUUUUUUAUCCAAGGUCUUCUGUUCAAACGAUUUAGUCUGGCUGACACCUAACUCGAAGUCCUCCUGACUUCAGUCUGUGAAGUUGAUGUUGUCUACACUAUGCGUCGAUAUUGAAGGGGGCUGUGCUUUUUACUGGUUGGUUCUCCUCUGUCUUUCUCACUCAUACACCAACAUGGACAGCCACACUAAUGCCUCUUUGUGUUUCCGGUGGACAAAGUCAAUAGUAGGCUAAUCGUUUUCCAGCUUGCUAACAGUCAUCAAAAUGAAAGCUAAACAGUCAGGGAGCAUUGGAAAUUCCAAAGGCAAUGGAUAGAGGACAAUUUCUUAGCACAUUUUGACGGCUAGGAAAUAUAAUACAUUUUCAGUGCGGCCCUCCAGACCUCUGUGAAGACCGAAUGCGGGGCAAAUGAGUUUGACACCCCUGCUCUAGAUGCUGAUUUUUGGUCUGUUUUAGCGUUUUUCACACUAAUGGUUAAGGUUAGCAUUGGGUGAGGGGAAGCUGAUCCUAGUUCUGUACCUAGGGGAAACUUGACCCCGGAGUGUGUGCAGGCUUUUGGUCCAGCACUAACAACACUGGCUUUGAGUAAAGCCAGUGUGUCUAUGUAUGCGGAUGACUCAACACUAUACACGUCAGCUACUACAGCGACUGAAAUGACUGCAACACUUAACAAAGAGCUACAGUUAGUUUCAGAAUGGUUGGCAAGGAAUGUUAGUCCUAAAUAUUUCAAAAACUAAAAGCAUUGUAUUUGGGACAAAUCAUUCACUAAACCUCAACUCAAUCUUGUAAUGAACAAUGUGGAAAUUGAGCAAGUUGAGGUGACUAAACUGCUUGGAGUAACCCUGGAUUGUAAACUGUCAUGGUCAAAGCAUAUUGAUACAACAGUAGCUAAGAUGGGGAGAAGUAUGUCCAUAAUUAAGCGCUGCUCUGCCUUCUUAACAAUACUAUCAACAAGGCAGGUCCUACAGGCCCUAGUUUUGUCGCACCUAGACUACUGUUCAGUAGUGUGGUCAGGUGCCACAAAGAGGGACUUAGGAAAAUUGCAAUUGGCUCAGAACAGGGCAGCAUGGCUGGCCCUUGGAUGUACACAGAGAGCUAACAUUAAUAAUAUGCAUGUCAAUCUCUCCUGGCUCAAAGUGGAGGAGAGAUUGACUUCAUCACUACUUGUAUUUGUGAGAGGAAUUGACAUGUUGAAUGCACCAAGCUGUUUGUUUGAACUACUGGCACACAGCUCGCACACCCAUGCAUACCCCACAAGACAUGCCACCAGAGGUCUCUUCACAGUCCCCAAGUCCAGAACAGACUAUGGGAGGCGCACAGUACUACAUAGAGCCAUGACUACAUGGAACUCUAUGAUGAUGCAAGCAGAAGAAUCAGAUUUAAAAAAUACAGAUAAAAAUACACCUUAUGGAACAGCGGGGACUGUGAAGAAACAAACGCAGGCACAGACACAUGCAUACACACGCAUGAUAUUAUACACACACGUACACAUGGAUUUUGUGUUGUAGAUAUGUGGUAGUAUAGUAGCAUGCCUGAGGGCAUACACUUAAUGUGUUGUGAAAUCUGUUGUGAAUGUAUUGUAAUGUUUUCAAAAUUGUAUAACUGCCUACAUUUUGCUGGACCCCAGCUGCCAAGGCAGCAGCUAAUGGGGAUCCAUAAUAAAUACAAAUACCUACUCUGACCUAUCUUCAUGUUUCUGUAGGAUGUUUUUGGUGGGGUUGACGGGAGGAAUCGCCUCAGGGAAGAGCACUGUGUCCUCUCUGCUGCGAGAGCUUGGCUGCCCCAUCAUCGAUGCCGAUGUGGUGGCUAGAAAAGGUACAGGCUAUGGGGCUGAAAGGGAUUUUUUUCCUCUCACGCGCACGCAUGCUCGCGCACACACAAAAUUGGGUCCAUUUUGACAUUCCACACACUUGUAUUUGCAUACAUUUUAAAACCAUUGUGCAGUUUAAAGUCAUUGCACAAUUUACUUGAGCGUGCCCCAAUUAUUUGUAUUGAUCACUAUGCCAUGAAGAGGAGGCUGGUGGGAGGAGCUAUAGGAGUACAGGCUCAUUGUAAAGACUGGAAUGGAAUUAAUGGAACGGUAUCAAACAAACCACAUAUUUGACUCCAUUCCAAUUAUUCUAUUCCAGCCAUUACAAUGAGCCCGUCCUUCUAUAGCUUCUCCCACCAGCCUCCUCUGAUGUCAUGCCAUUGUAUCAGUCGUAUUCAAUCCAGACUCAUUUUGAAAGAACUGUCCUGUUGACAUAUUUAAAGGGUAUGUUUUGACAACACUAGGGUUGAAUAGCAGGAACCAGGUUACCAAGAGUUACUGGGAUUUCCGGCCCUAACCCACUCCCUUUUCUCGGGAUAAGUAACUGUGAGGAACCGGUAAAUUACACUGAACAAAAAUAAACGCAACCAUGUAAAGUGUUGGUCCCAUGUUUCAUGAGCUGAAAUAAAAUAUCCCAGAAAUGUUCCAGAUGCACAAAAAGCUUAUUUCUCUAAAAUGUUGUGCACAAAUUUGUUUACAUCCCUGUUAGUGAGCAUUUCUCCAUUGCCAAGAUAAUCCAUCCACCUGACAGGUGUGGCAUAUCAAGAAGCUGAUGAAAUAGCAUGUUCAUUACACAGGUGCACCUUGCGCUAGGGACAAUAGAAGGCCACUCUAAAAUGUGAUGUUUUGUCACACAACACAAUGCCACAAAUGUCUCAAGUUUUGAGGGAGCGUUCAAUUGCAUGCUCCCUCAAAACUUGAGACAUCUGUGGCAUUGUGUUGUGUGACAAAACUGCACAUUUUGUGGCCAUUUAUUGUCCCCAGCACAAGGUGCACCUGUGUAAUGAUCAUGCUGUUUCAUCAGCUUCUUGAUAUGCCACACCUGUCAGGUGGAUGGAUUAUCUUGGCAGAGGGGAAAUUCUCACUAACAGGGAUGUAAACAAAUUUGUGCACAACAUUUGAGAGAAAUACGCUUUUUGUGCGUAUGGAACAUUUCUGGGAUCUUUUAUUUUAGCUCAUGAAACAUGGGACCAACACUAUAUAUUUUUGUUCAGUAUAAAUAAAAAUCAUAGCCUACCUCUUUCAGGUAAUAAAUUAGACUUAUAUUUAGCUAAUGAAUGAUGGGUUAUGCGUAAGCUUCUAACUUAUAUCCUCUGUCUCUUGCGCAAUACACACCUGCGCUCUGCUGGCGUCUCUCCUUAAAAAACGCUCCUUCCCACUGGGCACACACUGGUUGAAACAACGUUUUUUCCACGUCAUUUCAAUGCCAUUACAUUGAACCAACGUGGAAUAGACGUUGAAUUGACGUCUGUGCUAAGUGCGUUAGCUCUUGGAGUCCCAGGAAAAGCUAGACUAGAAUAGCUUGCUGGACAUUUUUUAAUAUUUUGCAUUUCGUAUACUAAUAGACUAUUAGAGGGAUGCAAGGUCUUGUUUGCUGAAUGUUAAAUACAGCAGCCAAUAGAACUCACGGGGAGUUUGAAAGAAGAGAGAACACACGCGAUGGUGGUAGGCUAUAGAAGUUAGGCCUAUUUAUUCAGACCAUAAUCAUUCAAUCUUCGUGAAAGCCGUCUGCAUCUUAUUCCAGUCCUAUAUUAUUCAAGCAUGUCAUUACAAUUAUGACGAUACAGUGGGGAAAAAAAGUAUUUAGUCAACCACCAAUUGUGCAAGUUCUCCCACUUAAAAAGAUGAGAGAGGCCUGUAAUUUUCAUCAUAGGUACACGUCAACUAUGACAGACAAAUUGAGAAGAAAAAAAUCCAGAAAAUCACAUUGUAGGAUUUUUAAUGAAUUUAUUAGCAAAUUAUGGUGGAAAAUAAGUAUUUGGUCACCUACAAACAAGCAAGAUUUCUGGCUCUCACAGACCUGUAACUUCUUCUUUAAGAGGCUCCUCUGUCCUCCACUCGUUACCUGUAUUAAUGGCACCUGUUUGAACUUAUCAGUAUAAAAGACACCUGUCCACAACCUCAAACAGUCACACUCCAAACUCCACUAUGGCCAAGACCAAAGAGCUGUCAAAGGACACCAGAAACAAAAUUGUAGACCUGCACCAGGCUGGGAAGACUGAAUCUGCAAUAGGUAAGCAGUUUGGUUUGAAGAAAUCAACUGUGGGAGCAAUUAUUAGGAAAUGGAAGACAUACAAGACCACUGAUAAUCUCCCUCGAUCUGGGGCUCCACGCAAGAUCUCACCCCGUGGGGUCAAAAUGAUCACAAGAACGGUGAGCAAAAAUCCCAGAACCACACGGGGGGACCUAGUGAAUGACCUGCAGAGAGCUGGGACCAAAGUAACAAAGCCUACCAUCAGUAACACACUACGCCGCCAGGGACUCAAAUCCUGCAGUGCCAGACGUGUCCCCCUGCUUAAGCCAGUACAUGUCCAGGCCCGUCUGAAGUUUGCUAGAGUGCAUUUGGAUGAUCCAGAAGAGGAUUGGGAGAAUGUCAUAUGGUCAGAUGAAACCAAAAUAUAACCUUUUGGUAAAAACUCAACUCGUCGUGUUUGGAGGACAAAGAAUGCUGAGUUGCAUCCAAAGAACACCAUACCUACUGUGAAGCAUGGGGGUGGAAACAUCAUGCUUUGGGGCUGUUUUUCUGCAAAGGGACCAGGACGACUGAUCCGUGUAAAAGAAAGAAUGAAUGGGGCCAUGCAUCGUGAGAUUUUGAGUGAAAACCUCCUUCCAUCAGCAAGGGCAUUGAAGAUGAAACGUGGCUGGGUCUUUCAGCAUGACAAUGAUCCCAAACACACCGCCCGGGCAACGAAGGAGUGGCUUCGUAAGAAGCAUUUCAAGGUCCUGGAGUGGCCUAGCCAGUCUCCAGAUCUCAACCCCAUAGAAAAUCUUUGGAGGGAGUUGAAAGUCCGUGUUGCCCAGCGACAGCCCCAAAACAUCACUGCUCUAGAGGAGAUCUGCAUGGAGGAAUGGGCCAAAAUAACAGCAACAGGGUUUGAAAACCUUGUGAAGACUUACAGAAAACGUUUGACCUGUGUCAUUGCCAACAAAGGGUAUAUAACAAAGUAUUGAGAAACUUUUGUUAUUGACCAAAUACUUAUUUUCCACCAUAAUUUGCAAAUAAAUUCAUUAAAAAUCCUACAAUGUGAUUUUUCUGGAAUUUCUUUUCUCAUUUUGUCUAUCAUAGUUGACGUGUACCUAUGAUGAAAAUUACAGGCCUCUCUCAUCUUUUUAAGUGGGAGAACUUGCACAAUUGGUGGCUGACUAAAUACUUUUUUCCCCCACUGUUAGUACAACAAAACGUAUUUCAUUUAGCUGUAGGUUUUAUUAUGAAAGGUUGCCUAUAAAUGCGUAAAUCAAAUCAAAUUUUAUUGGCCACAUGCGCCGAAUACAACAGGUGUAGACAUUACAGUGAAAUGCUUACUUACAGCCCUUAACCAACAAUGCAUUUAUUUUUUAAUAAAAAAGUUAAAUAAAACAACAACAAAAAGGUGUUGAGGGGAAAAAAAGAGCAGAAGUAAAAUAAAAUAACAGUAGGGAGGCUAUAUAUACAGUGCGGUACCGGUGCAGAGUCAAUGUGCGGGGGCACUGGCUAGUUGAGGUAAUAUGUACAUGUCGGUAGAGUUAAAGUGACUAUGCAUAAAUAAUUAACAGAGUAGCAGCAGCGUAAAAAGUGCAAAUAGUCCGGGUAGGCUCUAUUAUAUUUCACAAUUUAAAUCAAAUUCGCUAGCCUAUAAUUGUAACUUUGUAGGCUGCAUGUCCUGCACUAGAAUCGCAUGGUUUGAACGAGAUGCGUAAUUCCAGUCCAUGUAAUACAGGACAGUAAUAGUCUACACUCAAAAAGAUUGGCCUACUGGAGCUUGUUUAAUUCAUUUACCCAAGAGAGCAUAGCUACAUCUAUGGGCUUUUAUGUUUUUCUGUCGUGCAUAAUGUGCGGUAGCCUAUAUAUCAUAGGCUAUGUAUUGGAUAACGGCAAAAUCAUUUGAGCUUUUUUGGGCAUGGGCUUAUAAAAUAUAUUCUAAUGUGUGGCUCAUCAGGCUCAGGUAGCAUCAGGCUUGAAUUUUCAUGUCGUUAAAAGCUCUAAUCAAAUCCAGACAUAUUUAUAUGCUUUAGAAUGACACUUCCUGUUUUGGCGGGAAAUACUGGGUUACCCGGGAGAAAAAUAGUUUAUUCUCGGAAUGGAACAUUUUGUAAAAUACAGGGAAAAUAUUCAACCCUAGACAACACAGGCUUCUUUAUAUUGGAUGACUGGGAGAAAGCAGCGAAAAGGGUUGUCAUAUUCAUUAGGCACCAAAUGAGGGGGAAAAACUGACUGAGACAGUGAGUUACUACCAGGACUUGUCAAUUAAGAAAAACACAUUUUUGUUUUCCAAUGCAAAUGUUUGAGAACACAUUCCGUUGCGUGCCUUAAUGGACAUGACUCAUGUCUUAAAUCAGGUUAACCUAACCGUGUCCUGUGUCUUUGCCAGUGGUGGAGCCCCACAGUCCGGCCUACUGCCGGAUCGUGAAGCACUUUGGCCCCGAGAUCCUGCUGGAAAAUGGGGAGAUCGACCGGCAGAAGCUGGGUCAGCUCAUCUUCGCCAGCGAGGACAAGCGGCGCCUGCUUAACUCCAUCACCCACCCUGAGAUCCACAAGGCCAUGCUCAAACAGAUCUUCUUCUUCUUCCUCCGAGGUUAGCUAACUAAGUGUAAAAAAUAAAAAAAAUUGGGUGGUCUUACCAUCUACAGUAAAUGUAUCAUAUAUUGUAAAGACACUGAAUUACUUAUGUCACAAUACUCAUAUGAAAAAGUGUAAGGAAUUCUUAAUGGGACAUAUGGAGAAUAAACCAUGGAACACCUAACAUUGUAACUUUCCAUAGAGGGUGGAUUGGAGGAGUCACAGCCAUAGUGUUCAGUGGAGCGGUCCACAGCUCUGGUGUGAGGGCUCUAUUGUAGUGCUGCUCUUCUUUACCCUCCAGGUUAUCGCUACGUGGUGCUAGACGUGCCCCUGCUCUUUGAGACGCGGCGUCUCACACGCUUCCUCAACCACACUGUGGUGGUGUACUGGUAAGACCAACUACGGCUCUCCGACCUUUAGUUUCUAAAAGUUUGAACCUGCUUUAAGAUUUCAACCUAAUAUAUGAUGUGCUCUAGCUUGGAAAAUAAACGUGACAAUAUCUGUUUGCUUCCAACCUUUUAGGACUGUUUUCCUCAAGAAAUGUGUUCUGCUUCAUGUUUACUUUCCUUCCCAUUACAUUUUGAGUAUUGCGAUACUGAGUAUCAUGACAACUAUUGCAGCAUGGCGCUUUGGUGUCAGUGUGCUGCGCUCAGAGUUCAGGUAAAUUGAACGCUGGCCUCGCGCUGUGCCUGACCAAGCGGGGCGCUCUGCGGCUUGCGCCGAUCAAGUGAACGGGCCUUUUAGGUUUCCUAAACCUAGACCAGAGGUGCGUUCAACAAGGGAAAGUACUGUUUCCAAGAGACCAUUCCCUUAAUGUCAAACAGAACUUACCCAGAACCUGGUCACCAUGACCUCAGAAUAUUCAAAAUGAAAUGUUCUAGACACGUUUCAUGAGAAUGUUGCAACAACAUUCCUGUGUCCAGUUUUCUGAGGGUUAUGAGAAUAUUCCAUCAAAGAAUAUUCCAUGGAUACAUGAAAGUUCUUGCAGCGUUCCAAUGAAAUGUGUCUAGAACAUUAAUAUUGAAUAUUCUGAGAUCACAGUGACCACGUUCUGCGUAAGUACUGUUUAAUAUUUAGGGAAUAUUCUCCUAACUAAUGCCAAAACUUGCUAAAUAGGUUUUCAGGACGUUUUUGCUAACAUACAUAGAAUGUUCCCCUAACUAACUGAAAACUGGACACUCAAAACAUCUGGGGAAUAUUACGGGUAAAAUAAAAUGUUAUUUGUCACAUGCGCCGAAUGCUUGUGUUCCUAGCGCCAACAGUUCAGUAGUAUCUAACAAUUCACAACAAUACACACAAAUCUAAAAGUAAAAGAAUGGAAUUAAGAAAUAUAUAAAUAUUAGGACGAGCAAUGUCGGAGUGGCACUGACUAAAAUACAGUAGAAUAGAAUACAGGAUAUACAUAUGAAAGGAGUAAAGCAGUAUGUAAACAUUAUUAAAGUGACCAGUGAUUCCAUGUCUAUGUAUAUGGGGCAGCAGCCUCUAAGGUGCAGGAUUGAGUAACCGGUGGUAGCCGGCUAGUGAUGGCUAUUUAACAGUCUGAUGGCCUUGAGAUAGAACCUGUUUUUCAGUCUCUCGGUCCCAGCUUUGAUGCACCUGUACUGACUUCGCCUUCUGUAUGGUAGCGGGGUGAACAGGCUGUGGCUCAGGUGGUUGAUGUCCUUGAUGAUCUUUUUGGCCUUCCUGUGACAUCGGGUGCUCUAGGUGUCCUGGAGGGCAGGCAGUGUGCCCGCGGUGAUGCGUUGGGCAGACCGCACCAACCUCUGGAGAGUCCUGCGUUUGUGGGUGGUGUAGUUGCUGUACCAGGCGGUGAUGCAGUCCGACAGGAUGCUCUCAAUUGGGCAUCUGUAAAAGAUUGUGAGGGUCUUAGGGGCCAAGCCGAAUUGCGAUGGUGAUUGCAUCGUCUGUGGAUCUAUUGGGGCAGUAUGCAAAUUGAAGUGGGUCUAGGGUGUCAGGUAAGGUAGAGGUGAUAUGAUCCUUAACUAGCCUCUCAAAGGACUUCAUGAUGACAGAAGUGAGUGCUACAGGGCGAUAGUCAUUUAGUUCAGUUAUCUUUGCUUUCUUGGGUACAGGAACAAUGGUGGCCAUCUUGUAGGGACAGCAAACUGGGAUAGGGAGAGAUUGAAUAUGUCCGUAAACACACCAGCCAGCUGGUCUGCGCAUGCUCUGAGGAUGUGGCUAGGGAUGCCGUCUCGACCGGCAGCCUUGCGAGGGUUAACAUGCUUAAAUGUCUUACUCACGUCGGCCACGGAGUACGAGAGCCCACCAUCCUUGGGAGCGGGCCGCGUCGGUGGCACUGUGUUAUCCUCAAAGCAGGCGAAGAAGGUGUUUAGCUUGUCCGGGAGCAUCUUGUCCGGGACCAUAUUUCCAGUCACCUUGCCAUGGUUAAAUGCGGUGGCCAUCUAUCCACGGUUUCUGGUUUGGGUAGGUUUUAAUAGUCACAGUGGGAACAACAUCCCCUAUACACUUCCUGAUGAACUCAGUCACCGUGUCUGUGUAUAAGUCAAUGUUAUUCUCAGAGGCUACCCGGAACAUAUCCCAGUCCGCGUGAUCAAAACAAUCUUGAAGCAUGGAUUCCGACUGGUCAGACCAGCGUUGAAUAGACCUUAGCACGGGUACUUCCUGUUUGAGUUUCUGCCUAUAGGAAGGGAUGAGCAAAAUUGAUUUGUGAUCUGAUUUGGCUCUCCCUUCAGCAAAUCAGAUCACAAAUCAAUUUUACUCAUCCCUUCCUAUAGGCAGAAACUCAAUCAAAAUUGAUUCGUGAUCUGAUUUGCCGAAGGGAGUGCGGGGGAGGGCCUCGUAGGCAUCCCAGAAGGGGGAGUAGCGGUGGUCGAGCGUUUUUCCAGCACGAGUACUACAGUCAAUGUGUUGAUAGAUCUUCGGUAGCGUUUUCCUCAAAUUCGCUUUGUUAAAAUCCCCAGCUAUAAUAAAUGCGGCCUCAGGAUAUGUGGUUUCCAGUUUGCACAAAGUGCAGUGUAGUUCCUUGAGGGCCGUUGUGGUAUCGGCUUGAGGGGGAAUAUACACGGCUCUGACUAUAACCAAAGAGAAUUCUCUUGGGAGGUAAUACAUUCUGCAUUUGAUUGUGAGGUAUUCUAGGUCGGGUGAACAAAAGGACUUGAGUUUCUGUACAUUAUCACAAUCACACCAUGAGUAGUUAAUCAUGAAACAUACACCACCGCCUUUCUCCUUCCCGGAGAGUUCUUUAUUCCUGUCUGCGCAAUGUACUUAGAACCCAGCUGGCUGUAUGGACGGGGACAGUAUAUCCGGAGAGGGCCAUGAUUCCGUGAAACAGAGUAUGUUACUGUCCCUGAUGUCUCUGGAAAGAGAUCCUCGCCCUGAGCUCAUCUACUAUAUUGUCCAGAGACUUAACAUUAGUGAGUGAUAUACUCGGAAGUGGUGGAUGGUGUGCCCGCCUCCUGAGUCGGAUUAGAAGUCCAUUCCGAAUACGUCUUCUCCCCCGGCGGCGUCUUAGAGCAGCCUCUGGGAUAAGUUCAAUUGCCCUGGGGGGUAUGAACAAAGGAUCCAAUUUGGGAAAGUCGUAUUCCUGGUCGUAAUGCUAGUGAGUUACCGGCGCUCUGAUAUCCAAAAGUUAUUUCCGGCUGUAUGUAAUAACACAAAAAACUUUCUGGGCUAAUAAUGUAAGAAAUAACAACAACAAAAAAAUACUGCAAAGUUGCUUAGGAGCUAGAAGCAGAGCUGCCAUGUCUGUCGGCGUCAUCUUAAUGGUAGCAAUUAAAAGGGAACAGUUUGAAGAUUAUGGGAAAAUUAGUAGACUAAAGGGUGAGGACACAACAGUUCACCUGACACGACUGAAUCCAAACAUUCCACUGUUGAUUUUGUACAUUUUACAUUGACUGUACUUUUCACCACAUUUGUUGAUAACGAAAUCUGAAAAUACUCAUUCAGUAAUAUUCUGGAAAAUUUGGAGUAGGUGCAACAUAAGACCAAACGAUUCCAAGGGUUUGAGUGAGAGGUCUAACUGGUGUUUCCAAAUGGCCACACACCUCUCCAAAGUGUGCACAGUUCCAAAGUAAUUUCAAUGCACCUUUAUGACUCAAAGAAUAGUCAUAAAGGUGAUCUUUUUUUAGCUCUCUUAGCUAUGACAAUGAGGAACUAGAGCAAGCACACUUGUAGUUAUUUUGUUUGGAACACAGUCCUGCAUCCCCGCCUUUAUACAAUUACUGUUGUUUACGCAAUCCAAAAACGGUCCUUUAUAAAUCGUAAUCUGGGUCAGGUGGGCAUAAUUGUAAAGCUUGUUCUAUUGCCAACAUUACUAGCAAAAUUAUAAAAAACUAUCUUAGUGUUAGGCUUUCACAAGACAAUUCAGAGAAGCAGAUUGUAAUUUUGGUGCGCAUAGAACAGAGUCAUGAUGACAUCAAAGCGGUAUUUAUUAUAAUCCUCAAUGUCAAAUUUUUGUAAUUUACAGCAUUUCCCUCACCCAGACAACAGAAAAUAGCUCAAGUUGCCCAAUUAGCUGGAGGGAUGGGGGCAACUUAUUGUCGUGCAGUGCUCAAGUUCAGAACGGCUGUCGGUCAAAACCCAUACAGAGCGGAGAUGCUGAGCUCUGAUGUCAUGUAUAUCAUGUUACUGUACAGCCACUGCAUUCCAAUUUAGGUGCUUAUCAUUGUCCAAAUCUGCCAGUGUAAAGGGUUAAACAUGUUCUCUUUUCCUGAUCCAGUGACCCGGCCACCCAGCUGUCACGCCUCAUGAACCGGGACGGGCUGACCCAGGAGCAGGCGGAGCAGCGUGUGGCCGCCCAGAUGCCCUUAAACGAGAAGCGGGGAUUAGCCAGUCACGUGGUGGAAAACUCGGGCAGCCGCGAGGACACCCAGCGCCAGGUGCUGCGGCUGCACACCAAGCUGGAGGACUCCAUGGAGUUCCUGCUGGCCAGGGCCAUCGCCAUAGCAACCGCCGCCGGCCUGGGCGGACUACUUCUCUACGCCGCCAAAUUGCUGGCGUCU